Messenger RNA from Monodelphis domestica (gray short-tailed opossum), 18915 nucleotides. NCBI's taxonomy places the organism in Eukaryota, Metazoa, Chordata, Mammalia, Didelphimorphia, Didelphidae. The record is from RefSeq and is a predicted model, not a curated record.
GAUGGUUCCAUUAGGAUACCAGUAAGUUCAAAUAGAGGAAUACAUCAUUAGUUCUUUCACAAAGGUGACUGGACCGGCAGAGCAAUUUCUACCCAGUGCAUGGGUCAUAUUAAAAGGAGAAGGGUUGGUGUUCCAGGCCUUAUCAAAACACUUAUACUGGAAGGGGUCUGGGUUGACUAAUCCAUCCUUGAUGAGUGCUAUCCUGGUGUGCUCAGCCUGGAUAUAUUCUAGAAAAAUGAAAGGCUGCCCUGUGAAUAAACAGGGCGUAUCUUUUGUUACAAUUAAAAGAGUGAAGCCCGUAUUUGAAGGCCAUAAACUGUCAUAGUUAAAAUUGUUGAUGUUGUAAGCUGUGGCAGUUAAAAGAGUUGGAGACAUAAACUAUAGUGAGUAAAAUAGUGGAAGAUACAAAUUAUGCUAGAUAAGAGUGGGUGAGUAAAUUUGACCGCAGAAAAUAUGUUUCACUAUAGUGUCUUGGUUUCUAAAUCAUAUAUAUAAGGUGGUCGCCAGGGAAAUAUUCCCAAUUAUUCAGUAUACCCAAGUCAACUGGGUUUUAUAGAAAUUUUAAUUAAUAAUACAAUGAGUAAUUAAAGGAAAGAGAGAAAAAGGAAAUAAGUAUGAAGGGCCUUAAGCCAACAUGGCCUAUACCUGAGUCUUAAGAGAGAGAGAUAAGUCAGUCAGUCUUUUAUCACUCACCACAAGGUCUGUCUUAAGCAAGGAUGUCUGGGGAACAGAGUCUCCCCAGAGGGAGUUCCAGCCAGAGUCAGCUUCCCAAGGGACUUCUUCUCAAGAGAUCUUCAAAGGGCCUCCUCCAAAAGGAUCUAUCUCCAAGGAUCCAAGGAUCUCCUUGCUCAAGAGAUUCCUUUUCUUAUAUAGGGGUUUUUUUUCCUAUGUCACCUCCCCUAAGUUCUUCCAUCUACCAAUCACCGUAGAUGUUUUCUAAAAGACAGCCCAUCUGAAUUCCAGCUAAGUUGACUAAUCCCCUCAGUAUGUCUGAACCAGAGAAAACACUGCUGUGUUGACUAAUCCCCUCAGUAAGUCUGAACCAGAGAAAACACAACUGAGUCGACUAAUCCCAUCAAGAGAAAACCUGCCCGACCUUUAUAGGUACCUAGCAUCCCAUUGUAUCAAUUCUAAAAACAGGCAUGGCUCAAAGAACUCACUGCCUCAUCAUAAGCAUGGAUCCAAGUACGUUCAUUGUUUAGCAAGGAGUUUUCUCCCCUAAAGCAGUCUUAAGUACGGGUGGAGUAGAGGUCCUCCCAUUUCUGAUCCUGGCGAGUUCUCACAUCAAAAUGGGGAAUGUUUCCAGUAGGGAAUUUGUUCCAAUGGAAGAUUCCUCAAUGUGGAAAUUUUUAACAUUCACAAGUCUGAGAAAUUUCAAGAUUUACAUUUUAAAGGUAUCCCAUAGGGGAGUAGCCAAAAUUGGAGUGGGUGCAAAUCUCCUUCAACCCUCAGGUCUUGAGUAUGCCUCAGAGGCACUGAGACUUUGGGCUAGAGGCUUGGGGUUCUCUCUGCUUUGAGGGUGCUUCAUGUACACCCAACAGUCAGAGGGACCUACUUUGGGCUACUGCUUCCCCAAGUUGAAUCAGAGAAUUAUCUGUCCAGCUGACUGGGUAUGCAUGAUUUAAAAUACCAAAAAAGAUCCAGAAUGUAAGGAAAGAGAUUGUCAAUGGCUAAAGCAAGAGAGAUUCAAUAUAAUAAGGAGGGAGCGAUGUUGCUACUUAUUCCAAAGUGUCCUUAGAUUGGGUCUCUCCGGGGGAGAGAAAUUUGAAAUCUUCCAGUGGCUCACAGUAAUAAGUGGCUUCUGUUCCCCCUUCAAUACCUGUUUCUGGAGGGAUAAAGGGUUUACAAUGAGAGACAUGAGUCCAUGUAUUCUGCCCCUCUAGUUUUCCCGCUGUGUGGUUGGAUAGAAUGACUUGAUGGGGUCCCUCCCAUCAAGGUGUUAGUUGGUUUGAUCCACUUCAUGUUUUCAGGUAUACCAAAUCUCCUAUUUGGGCUGGGUGGAGGGAUUCCUCUGUAUCCUUUCUUGUGGGUUUGUGGAGGAUUUGAUUAGCAUAUUCUCUCAGAAUUUGGUGGAUCAGUGUGAAUUGUUUAGAAAACCGAACAAGGCUGUGAAUUUAUGUAUCUAAAGGAACAUCAGAGCUUAGAAAAGGUCUCCCAUAAAGCAGUUCAAGUGGGCUUAACCCUAAAUUUGCCUGAGGAGCAAUCAUGAUUCUGGUUAGGACAGUUGGGAGAGGUUGGAUUCAAUCAAUCUUUGCCUCCUCACAGAGUUUGGUGAGGGCUCUUUUUAGGGUCUGAUUCAUACAUUCUGUUUUCCUUGAAGAUUGGGGGUUCCAGGCCAAGUGUAAAUUAUAAGUAGUGUCCAAUGCCUUGGAAACCAUCUGUGUGAUCUGUGAAAUAAAGGCGAGGCCAUUAUCACUCUGAAGAGUUUUUGGAAGGCUAAACCUAGGGAUGAUUUUAUUAAGUAAGGCCUUUGUGACAUCUUGUGCUUUCUCUGAUCUGGAGGGGAACCCUUCAGGCAUAAAGGUGUCAACACAGACUAAAAGGAUCUUAUACCUUUUGCAAGGUGGCAGUAAAAUCUAUCUGCCAAUCCUUACCAAGUGAUUCCCCUCUCCUUUGAGUGGGCUUAAGGAGGGGAGGUGGUCUAAGAGCUCCAACGCUGUUAGUUUGGGCACAGAGGGCACAGCAUCUGCAGACCUCCCAGAUGUUUUUUUAGAGGUGCCUUUGCCUGUGAAAAGUGGUCUCAUCAAAGUGGUUAGUGCUUCCCUGCCCAAGUGUGUGGAGUUAUGUAAUCCCAUAACCAGUUUCCACAUUAAGUUCCUAGGGAGGAGCAGUGGUCCAGAGGGAGAACACCACCACUCGCUGUCUUCACGGGUAAAUCCCUGAAGUUCUGCCUGUGCAAUUUCCUCCUCUAUAUAUGAAGGGGAAAUGCCCAUUGGUACUGUGGGGUGUAGUGGAGUUAGGGUCCGAGCAGUCAAAGAAGUGGCUCAUGCAGCCUCUUUGGCGGCUAGGUCUGCCCUAUGAUUCCCUCGGGCUGCGUUGGAAUCUAGACCUUGAAGUUCUUGGCAGUGGAUGGCAGCAAUUUUGCUAGAUAAAGAGACUGCCUCGAGUAAGCUCAGGAUUUUCUUCCCAUGUUUCAAGCGAGAAGUUUUGGAAGUUAAUAAACCCCUUUCUUUCCAUAUGGCUUCAUAGGUGUGUAAAAUGUGAAAGGCUUAUUUCGAGUCAGUGUAUACAUUUGCCUUUUUCCCUUCAGUGAGCUACAACUCUCUCGUGAGGGCAAUCAGCUCUACUUUUUGUGCCGAAGUCCCAGGGGGAAGUCCCUUUGCUUCAAUUAUGGCUGUCUGUGACACUACUGAGUAACCUGCUUUCCUCAUCCCAUCUUCCAUAAAGGAGGUGCCAUCUGUAAACCAGUCCAUCUCCACUUCACGGAGAGGAGAAUCUUUGAGGUCUGGUCUGCUUGAAAAGGUGUGGUCUAUCAACUUCUCACAGUCAUGGGGGAUGGGGUCUCCUGGAAGAGGAAGGAGGACAGCUGAAUUCAGUGUCCUGCAUACCUUUAUGGUAAGGCUGGGUGUGUCCAGCAAAAGAGUUUGGUAUUUACUGAGACGGCCCCCCUGUGAUCCAUCUGUGAAGUCUAGUCUCCAGAAUACUAAGGCCCCAAUGGGGGGGGGUGUCAGAAUUUCUAGGGGUUGACCCAGAGUUAGUUUAAAUGCCUCUUCUGCCAUGAGAACCGUGGCAGAGAUUGCUCUCAAGCAUGGUGGCCACCCUUUGCUAACUAAAUCUAGCGGUUUGGUAAAAUAGGCCACUCGAUGCAGGUCAGGUCCUAGGUACUGAGCUAAAACUGCUAGGUUGAACUGCUUUCUCUCAUCCAUAAACAAGAAAAAUGGCUUUUCAAGGUCUGGAAUCCCUAAGGCUGGGGUAGAAGAGAGCCGAGUUUUUUAAAGUGAAAAGGCUUGUUCUUGGUCUCACUCUCAAUCUAGGGGUUCUGAAUCAGGCCCCUUCAUGGACUCAGAGAGAGGUGUUGUAAUUAUCCCAAAAUCAGGGAUCCAAAUGCAACCAAACACUACCAUACCCAGAAAAGUUUGGAGCUGUCUUUUGGUGGAGGGGACAGGAAUGGACAGUUUAGCCUGUUUCCUGUCUGUGGUCAGAGAGUGGGAAUUUGGGGUUAAUAUGUGUCCCAAAUAAGUUAUAGACUGGGAGACAAGUUGGGCUUUAGAGGCAGAGACCUUGUAACCCCAUUCUCCUAGGAAGGUUAGGGUGAAAUUGUGUCUGUGAGACAAGCAGCCUCAGAUGGACUCGAUAUCAAACUGUCAUCAACAUACUGUAAUAUUGAACGGCUUGUCAGUUUUAGGGCUCUGAGAUCUUUAUUGAGGGCAGCCCCAAAGUAGUGUGGACCAUCCCUUGGGCCCUGAGGGAGUACUUUCCAUGUGAAUUUUGGGGUCAGGGUUCUGAGGGGAAGACCCACUCAAACAAAAAAAGGAAUCUGCAUUCUGGGUACAAAGGUAUGCAAAAGAAAGCAUCUUUCAAGUCAAUGACAGAAAACCACUGAGAAUUUCCUGGUAUUUUAGUUAAAAUUGUAUAUAGGUUAGGAACAAUGGGAUAACAGAAAUUAUUGCUUCAUUAAUAUGCCCAGGGUCUUGAACCAUAUGCCAAGUCCCAUUUGUUUGUUUUUUCCCACUGGGAGGAGGGAGGGGAGAAUUGCAAGGUGAGGAACAAUUCUCCAAGAGACCAUGGGCUAGGAAUUUAUCAAAGAGAGGUUGUAAUUCUUUUCUGGCCUCUGGGGAAAUGGGAUAUUGCCUCCUAUGUGGAUAAGGAGAAUCAGGCUUGAGGUUUAUCAUGAUAAGAUUCACAUGAAUGGCUCUUCCCAGAAUGGAAGGUACUUUCUCCCAGAUUUCUGAUGAGAUUGUUGGAGGCUUUUGCAAGGGAGGGGUUAGGGAAGUUAGAGUUGAGAUAAGGGAGAAUUGGGAGCCUAGCUUACUUAUAAUAUCCUUAUCCAGUAAAGGACAUGGGAAAGAAGGAAAAAUCAGGAAUAUAUGUUGAAAUGAUUUGUCUUCAUGGGCACAGGUUAGGGGUGCCAUUUCUCUACAGCUGAGUGUCUUUCCCCCACUCCAAUUACCUUAUGCUAUGAAUGGAAUGUAGGGCCAUUGUGAGUUUGAAGAAUAGAAUUUGUAGCUCCAGUAUUAAUUAAAAAGGUAUUUAGUUCUUUUACCUUCAGCCUCUAGAGUAACUUUGGGUUCGGUCAUGAUGAUAGAAACUGGAAGCAGGCAAACCUUAGGGCAUCGCUAUUCCAAGUCCUCAGAAGACUGGAGGUUAGGGAAGUGCCUUUUGGGCCACUGGAGUCUCUGUCUGGAGGGGCACUGUUGUUUCCAGUGUCCCCAUUGCCCAUGAGCUAGUAAUGGAGUCACAGGCAGUCUUUCCUUCGAAGGACAGUCCUGUGACCAAUGCCCAUCCAGUCUGCAGAUGUAGCAAGAGCCCUUUGGCCUCUGCCCAUGGGUCAGAGAGGUUAGAGCCGCUGUGAGUUGUUUCUCACAUUUCUGUCCUUCUGUCUCAACAAGGUCCCUGUUGUGUAGAAACCUUAAAAGCAGCAUCUAUUAAUUGGUUUAUUGGAGUCCGAGGUCCCAGAUCCAGGUUUUGCAAUUUUUACCUGAUGUCUGGAGCUGACCUAUAAAAUGAAGGCAAGGGCUUCAAGACUUCCGGAUAAACAUGGAGGUAGUCUAGACACAGGACUCUUUCUCUCCUCAGCACUCACUAAUAUAGACUACCUCAAAAGACCAAAAAAACCAAAUUCAUGUGAAUGAAGGAACUCUACAGUAGGGUACAGUAUUGAAGGUACUUGGGAUUUGGGCAUUUCUACACUAUAAGGGGGUAAAAAAGCUCCUGCCAAAAUGAGAGCUGAUCUACCCUCCCCCAUCUCACCUACAGAGUCAGAGUCAGAGCCAAUGCGUGCCAGAAUCAGCAAGUGAGUGAGGGGCACCUCUAGAGGGGGUAAGGGGUACCUCUAGGUCCUUGGGAGCUGACUAAAACCACCAAAGACCUACCCCUGAGAGCAGUUACACCUGAAACCCCAGCAGGCUGAAGAGCACAGACCGUGGGCGCUCGUGGGAAGCUAGCACAGAGAAGAGCUGCAAACAGCAGAAGCUCAGAGACUUGAGAGAUUGCCUCAGGCAAAAUCCUUGCUCCUUAACUCUAUACACAGAGAACCUGCCCAUCUCACUCAGAUUUUUGACUAAAAAGGGAAGGAAAAACCUCCACAGUGAUGGCAAAUUGUGCCCAGGAACAACAGCCUCCCUCCAUCAAGAAAAACAAGAAGAAAGGGUUGACCCUGGAAAAUUUUUAUAGAGGAAAACCCCAGGCUACAGAGGAUAUACGGGAGGAAAUACAAAUAAAUGCACCAAAACCAUUUAAAAAAAUGGAAAUAGUGCACAAGCUCUUGAAGAAUUUAAAUUGGAGCUUAUCAAAAAGAAAGCCUUCUGGCAAGAAAAGUGGGAAAUAGUUCAAAGAGAAAAUAGCAGUUUAAAGACAAGAACUCUCUAUUGGAGAAACAGCUGGAAGCCACGAAAAGCAGGAUAGACCGAACUGAAAAGGAAAACCAGUCUUUAAAGACCAGAAUUAGGCAACUGGAAGACAAUGAUCUUGCAAAACAGCAAGAAUUCAUAAAGCAAAGUCAAAAGACUGACAAAAUAGUAGAAAACAAAAUAAGGAUUCCCAUUAUCACCGCUGUUAUUUAACUUUGUACUAGAAACACUGGCAGUAGCCAUUAGAGAAGAAAAGGAAAUUGAAGGUAUUAAAUUUGUCAAUGACAAGACUAAGCUAUCACUCUUUGCGGAUGAAAUGAUGGUCUACUUAAAGAAUCCUAGAGAAUCAACUUAAAAAGCUAGUGGAGAUAAUCAACAACUUCAGCAAAGUUGCAGGAUAUAAAAUAAACCCACAUAAGUCAUCAUCAUUUCUGUAUAUCUCCAACACAUCUCAGCAGCAAGAAUUAGAAAGAGAAAUUCCAUUUAAAAUCACCCUAGACAAUAUAAAAUACUCAGGAAAUAUCUGCUGAGACAAAAACAGGAACUAUAUGAACACAACUACAAAACACUCUCCACACAAUUAAAACUAGAUCUAAACAAUUGGAAAAACAUUCAUUGCUCAUGGGUAGGACAAGCUAACAUAAUAAAAAUGACCACAAACUUAUUUACUUAUUUAGUGCCAUACCCAUUGAACUGCCAAAAAACUUUUUUUACUGAAUUGGAAAAAACCAUAACAACGUUCAUUUGGAAGAACAAAAGAUCAAGGAUAUCCAGGGAAAUAAUGGAAAAAAAAUGUGAAGGAAGGUGGCCUUGCAGUACCAGAUCUCAAACUAUACUAUAAAGCAGUGGUCAUCAAAACAAUAUGGUCCUGGCGAAAAAACAGAAAGGAUCAGUGGAAUAGACUUGGGGUAAGUGACCUCAGCAAGACAGUCUAUGACAAGCCCAAAGAUCCCAGCUUUUGGAACAAAAAUCCACUGUUUGAUAAAAACUGCUGGGAAAAUUGGAAGACAGUGUGGGAGAGAUUAGGUUUGGAUCAGCACCUCAUACCCUUCACCAAGAUACACUCAGAAUGGGUGAAUGACUUGAACAUAAAGAAGGAAACUAAGUAAAUUAGGUGAACAUAGAAUAGUAUACAUGUCAGACCUUUGGGAAGGGAAAGAUUUUAAAGCCAAGCAAGACAUAGAAAAAGUCACAAAAUGUAAAAUCAAUCAUUUUGAUUACAUCAAAUUAAAAAGUUUUUGUACAAACAAAACCAAUGUAACCAACAUUAGAAGGGAAGUAACAAAUUGGGAAAUAAUCUUCAUAACAAAAACCUCUGACAAAGGUCUAAUUACUCAAAUUUACAAAAAGCUAAAUCAAUUUACAAAAAAAUCUAGCCAUUCUCCAAUUGAUAAAUGGGCAAGGGACAUGAAUAGGCAAUUUUCAGUCAAAGAAAUCAAAACUAUUAAUAAGCACAUGAAAAAGUGUUCUAAGUCUUAUAAUCAGAGAGAUGCAAAUCAAAAGAACUUUGAGGUAUCACCUCACACCUAGCAGAUUGGCUAACAUAACCACAACAGAAAGUAAUGAAUGCUGGAGGGGAUGUGGCAAAGUCAGGACAUUAAUGCAUUGCUGGUAUAGUUGUGAAUUGAUCCAACCAUUCUGGAGGGCAAUUUGGAACUAUGCCCAAACGGUGCUAAAAGACUGCCCUUUGAUCCAGCCAUAGCACUGCUGGGUUUGUACCCCAAAGAGAUAAUAAGGAAAAAGACCUGUACAAGAACAUUCAUAGCUGAGCUCUUUGUGGUGGCCAAAAAUUGGAAAACGAGCGGAUGCCCAUCAAUUGGAGAAUGGCUGAACAAAUUGUGGUAUAUGUUGGUGAUGGAAUACUAUUGUGCUCAAAGGAAUAAUAAAGUGGAGGAAUUCCAUGGAGACUAGAACAACCUCCAGGAAGUGAUGCAGAGUGAGAGGAGCAGAACCAGGAGAACAUUGUACACAGAAACAGAUACACUGUGGUAGCAUCGAAUGUAACUGACUUCUCCAUUAGUGGCAAUGCAGUGUCCUGAACAAGUUGGAGGAAUGUAUGAGAAAGAACAUUAUCCACAUCCAGAGGAAAACCUAUGGGAGUAAAAACACCAAAGAAAAACAACUGCUUGAUUACAUGGGUCAAUGGGGAUAUGAUUGGGGAUAUAGACCCUAAAGGAACAUCCUAGGGCAAACAUCAACAGCAUGGAAAUAGGUUCUGAUCAGACACAUGUAAUACCCAGUGGAAUUGCAUGUCGGCUAUGGGAAGGGCGGGGGGAGGGAAAAAUAAAAUGUGAUUUUUGUAACCAAGGAAUAAUGUUUGAAGUUGACCAAAUAAAAUAAAAAAUUAAAAAAAAUAAAAUGGAGGCGUAAGAUAAUUGCUCCCUCAAUAGUCUCUAGGUGGACAUUUGUAUAUUGCUUCAUGGCCUUCUCCAGCCUUGUCUUUUUUUAGAGCAUAAGAGUUAUUUUGGAGCAGUGGGUGCCCUCCUAGAGCUGUUGAAAUUGCCCUGAUCUGUUGUCUGAAAUUACUACCAGAAUCUUCCACAAUCACAACAGAAUAUGGAGACUUUUUUCCCAUUAGAAAAAAAGAGAUGUAUUCCAGUGGCUUUUAUAAUAAUAGAGUAUGACCUGAAUCAAAGUGAGAGAAAAGACAGAUGUAUUUUUCAAGUUGUGAGUGAAGAGAAAUCUUGCUCUCCCCUAAGAGAAACCUCUCAAAGAAGCAAAUAUAGAUGGGUAGACUGUGCCCAUUCAUUAAGUAUCCUCUAUUUAAAUUCCUUCAGUAAAGUCAGGUCAAACCUGCAAAAAAAAAAAUCUGCUUCCAGCUAUCUGCAUAAUAAUCCUGUAAGGUUAAUUCUCAUUAUUUCACUCUUGAGGAAACAGACAAAUAGAGAUUAAGUGACUUUUCAGAGUAACAUAGCAUGUAAGUGUCUGAGAUGGGAUUGGAAAUCAGAUCUUCAUGAAUUUCUUCCAUUUUGUAACCACUAAUGUUGCCUUUGUGUACCCAUCUUCCCAUAAUCCCCUCCAACACUGAUUGUUUCCCAAUUUUUUUCUUUUUGACAUUUUUAUGAGUAUGAGAUGAAGCCUCAGCCCUGUUUUGGUUCCUGUUUCUCUUGAUUAGUGACUUAGACAAUUUUCCAUGUGGCCACGAAUCCUCAGCAUUUCUUUGGAAAACUCUUUGUUCUGAUCCUUUGACUAUCUCCUGGAGAAUGGCUCUUGGUCCUGGGUCUACAAAUUCUCUGGAUACCAGACCCAUUUCAGAGAAACUGGAUCCCAAAAUUUGUCUCAUUCAUGCAAUUUUGCUCUUAUCCUGGAUGCAUGAAUGUUGUCUGUGCAGAAGAUUUUUGGGUUUAAGUUAUCAAACUUUUCCCUUUUUUUGAUAAUUGACUUGGUCAACAUGGAAAUAUAGAAAUCCCUAGUUUAUUUAGUUUGAGGGUGGAAACCCCAGUUUUUGACCUUGUCACAGGAGAGGUUUCCCCCUGAGGGAAGGUCCCACUUCACCAGACAAUAGACAUCCACUUCAGCUUUGGCGCAGUAGAUAGCAAGUCAGUCUCUCAAGCUGAAGUCCCUGAUCCUCGGAAGGAGGGUGUGAUGUACUGGGAAAGGCUUCUGGAGACAAAAAAGCUACUUGACUUCAGAUGGGAUCUACCUCCUCACGUGAAGUGGAUGUCUGUUGUCUGGUGAAGUGGGACCUUCCCUCAGGGGAAAAUCUCUCCAGUGACAAGGUCAAAAUCUGGGAUUUCCACCCUCAAACUAAAUAAACUAGGGAUUUCUAUAUUUCCAUGUUGACAACUCUUAUCUUGAAUUCAAUUAAGAAUUUGUGUCUUAGAACUGCAAAGUAAAACAACUCAGAGGCACCAACUCACAGCUGUCAAUUAAGACAGAAAAAGAAAAUGAUCAAUUCAGAGAUAUGUGAAAACUAGGACACCCAUGCACUGUUGGUGGAGUUGUGAAUUGAUCUACCACCAUUCUGAGGAGCAAUUUGGAACUCUUCCCAAAGGGCUAUAAAACAAACUGUGUAUAACCUUUGGUAUAGGCAUGUAUUCCAAAGAGAUCCCAAGAGGGGGAAAGAUAUUGAUAUAGCAGUUCUUUUUGUGAUAGUAAAGAAAUUAGAAAUGGAAGAAUAUUCCUUAACUGGGGAAUGACCCCAAAAGUUUUGGUGUAUAAUUAUAAUGUAACCCUGUUGGGCUAUGAGAAAUAACAAGCAGGAUCAUUUCAGUGAAACCUGGGAAGACUUCCAUGAACUAAUGCAAAGUAUGAACAGAUCCAGGAAAACAUUUUAUAUGAUAAGAGCAACAUUGUAUGGUCAGUAGCUGUGAAAGACUCAGCUAUUCUCAACAAUUCAUGUUCUAAGACAAUCUCAAAGGACUCUUGAUGAGAAAAACCAUCUGCUUCCAGAGAAAGAACUGAUGAACUCUGAAUUCAGACCAAAACACUUUUUUCUUCUUGUUUGUUUGGGGUUCUUUUGGUUUGAGAUUUUUUUUCCCAAAGAUGACUAAUAUGGAAAAAUAGUUUACAUGAUUGCACAUGUAAAAUCUAGAACAGAUUGAUUGCUCUCUUGAGGAGGGGGAAAGGAGAGCGGGAGAGAAUUUGGAACUCAGUUUCCAGCUUGUGAGUGAGGAAUCUUUUCUAGUUUGCUCAAUAAAGUUUUUAUGUUCCUGGGGCUUAAAAAGUUCAGAUAAAAGAAUUUCUACAUCCUCAAAAUCUAGUUCAUAGAGGUGGAACGCUCUUUUUAGUUCUUUAAUUGCGAGAUAAAGCUCUAAUAAUUUAGGCACGCGUUUACAUAUAGACUCUUAAGUCAUGGGUGGUGAGUGACUUAUGAACAUGCAAAGGCAUGUAAGAUGACAGAAUUAUCAGUGACCUUAGCUACAUCAUGCCAAGGCAUAAUCUUUUGAAUCUUUGAUGCAUUUGCAAGAUUGUUAGUAGAUGCAUUAAGUGGUACUUUGUUUUGUGCUUGUAUGUUAUUGGCAAGGUCAUUUCCCCCUACUGUCCCUAAUGGUGUCACAGUAUUAGUAUUAGUAACUACAUCGUCCUUAUUAGUCUGUCCCAUCAUGUCUCCAGUCUCCAUGUUGGCUCCCUUCUCCAUGCCUUGUUUUCUCUGCAUGUAAUCCUGGCAUAUCUCAGUUAUAAUAGGGAUCUGACCAAACAAUGCCUCUAAUCUAUUAUCGAUGACUAGAGCAUGUAUAGCUUUCUUUUGGAAGAUCAAGUUGGCACCAGCUUUGAUAUUCUUUUAAGAUGUUAGUCACUGACACAAACACCAGAUAAAUUUGGGGGUUUGAUUUGACAGCGGUAAUUCACAUCUAGAUAAUUCAUUGGUAAUUGUGUCCAUCCCAUAGUCAUGUUGGUUAAUGUCUCCAGAACAUUGUCUAUCAUCCCUGCCACUGUAUUAUAAAUGAGACAGUAGCCCCAAUAAAUGGCAAUUAUUCCUACCACAGCAGACCACAGUAUUAGUUGUAACAUGUUUCCCAUUAGAUCUUUACCUGCCAGGAGUUAACAGUUAGAAAAUGGUUGUUAUCCCCACAAGCUUUGCUUCUAGACAGGAUCUAAGAUGGCUAGAUCCUAUAAACUGACAGCCCUAAUACAGCCUCCCUUUUACAGUACCCUCUCUUCCUCAGUUUUCCAACUGACCAAAGUGGCAGUUGGUGACUGGCUUCUACUCCUCCCACCAGGAAUCAAGAUGUUUUUGAUCCUAUGAGGAAACCCCUAGGUAGAGACAGUGACUAUGACUGCUAGCCUCAGGAGUUAACAACUGACAAUUGAUGACAGUUGGUGACAGUUAAUCACUAAAGCUUUUUUUUUUUUAACGGGGCUCUAUUAAAUCCUGGAGUGCCAGUUGAAAUCGAGGGGUUCAGUCUUUCAGAAUUGAGAGAGAGGAGAAGAGUGGAGACUCCCCUUCUCAAAGUGGGUUUCUGGGGAGACAGCUGAUGUUUAGGGUUGGCUCAGAGAGAGGAGAGGGGAUUUGAAGAGUUUCCCCUUUUGCCUUCCCUCCUUAGCUAUGGCUGCUCUCCCAGAUUUGCUCUUGUCCCUCUUGUCCCCUCUCCACUACUUGAGACCAAAGGGUCUCCCCUUGAUCUGUUCACUCACACUUGAUUCACAGCUUGGGGAAAAGAUAAAUAUUUUAAUGUAAACUCAAUCAAGAUAAUACAAAGGAAUAACUGGCAGGGAAAGAAUUGGAACGGAAAGUGGGGAAAGGGGAUCCUGUCUCUAACUAACCCCUUUUUCCUCUCACCUUGAGCUUGGGGGGAACUCAGGCUUUGGCAGCCUAACACCCCCCGCCCAAGAGAAAGUCAGGUUGACUCACCCUGGGUUUGGCCCCUUGGCCACAGUUCAGAUCCAGACAACAGGAGCUGAGGUAAAGUCUGACAGAGAUUCAAAAUGCCUUUCUCAGGUUUCUCUUCAAUAGUCUUUUUCAAUUGGAAAGUGUUGGGGGGAAAGAUUUCCAGUCAGAAAGUGGUUAACCCUCAGGAGAAAGUCUUAUUCAACCUUCUCUCUUCAGCUUCUCUCCACUGAGAGACCAACUGCACUCUCAGCCAGAAUCUUCUCCUCUGGAUUCCCCAUCUCCUGGGGCCCUUCCCCCAUUGAGGUGAUCAGUUCCACACAUUCUUGAGCAUGACACUUUUUUUUUUAGUGCCCACUUCUGUCACAGGUCAAAGAUUGUUUUUUGCCUGUUGGGGAAUCCCCAGAGCUUAGCACAGGGCCUGGGGCAGAACAGGUGCUGAAUGUAGAGGGAAUGGAAUCGAACAUUUCUGGUCCUUGAGAUGCCCUGGGCAUGUCCCUGUCUUCUCUGUAUACACCUGCUCUUCUCCCCUGUGGCCCUGUAGUCCAACACAAGAAGCAUCCUCCUGGAGUAGAUGGGCAAUCAUUAAAAAUUAUUAUGCCCAAUUAUAUGGCAAUAUGUGGAAAUGUAGGUGAUAUGGAUGAAUAUUUACAAAAAUAUAAAUUGUCUAGACUAACAGAGGAAGAAAUAGAAUUCUUAAAUAAUCCCAUAUCAGAAAAAGAAAUUGAACAAGACAUCAGACAACUGCCUAAGAAAAAAUCCCCAGGACCAAAUGGAUUCACAAAUGAAUUUUAUCAAACAUUCAAAGAACAACUAAUCCCAAUAUUAUACAAACUAUUUCACAGAAUAAUCAAAGGAGGAGUUCUACCAAAUUCCUUUUACGAACACAAAUUGGUACUGAUUUCAAAGUCAGGUAGGUCAAAAACAGAGAAAGAAAACUACAGACCAAUCUCCUUAAUGAGCAUAGAUGCCAAAGAUCUUAAAUAGGAUACUAGCAAAAAGACUCCAGCAAGUGAUCACAAGGGUUAUUGUGAUCAGGUAGGAUUUAUUCCAGGAAUGCCAGGAUGGUUCAAUAUUAGGAAAACCAUCCACAUAAUUGAGCAUAUUAACAAGCAAACUGACAAAAAUCCCCUGAUUAUCUCAAUAGAUGCAGAAAAAGCCUUUCACAAAAUACAACACUCAUUCCUAUUGAAAACACUAGAAAGUAUAGGAAUAGAAGGGCCUUUCCUAAAAAUAAUAAACAGAAUCUAUCUAAAACCAUCAGCCAACAUCAUCUGCAAUGGGGAUAAACUAGAAGCCUUCCCAAUAAGAUCAGGAGUGAAACAAGGAUGCCCAUUAUCACCUCUAUUAUUUAAUAUUGUACUAGAAACACUAGCAGUAGCAAUUAGAGAAGAAAAAGAAAUUGAAGGUAUUAAAAUUGACAAUGAGGAGACCAAACUAUCAUUCUUUGCAGACGACAUGAUGGUCUACUUAAGGAAUCCUAGAGAUUCAACCAAAAAGCUAGUCGAAAUAAUCAACAAUUUUAGCAAAGUUGCAGGAUACAUCCUAAUGCAAACACCAACAACAUGGAAAUGGGUUCUGAUCAAGGACACAUGUAAUACCCAGUGCAAUUGCGCAUUGGUUAUGGGAGGGGUGGGAGGAAUAGAAAAGGAUUUUUGUAACCAAGGAAUAAUGUUUGAAAUUGACCAAAUAAAAAAAUAAUGUAAAAAAAAAUACUUAGGAAUUUAUCUGCUGAGACAAACACAGGAACUAUAUGAACACAACUACAAAACACUCUCCACACAAUUAAAACUAGAUCUAAACAAUUGGAAAAACAUUGAUUGUUCCUGGGUAGGAUGAGCUAAUAUAAUAAAAAUGACAAUCCUACCAAAAUUAAUUUGCUUAUUUAGUGCCAUACCCAUUGAACUACAAAAAAAUUUUCUUACUGAAUUAGAAAAAAAAACAAACAUAGUUUAUUUGGAAGAACAAAGAUCAAGGGUAUCCAGGGAAAUAAUGGGUUGGUUUCUUUCUUAAGGCAGUCUGUAAAUUCUUUCCAUUGCCAUUUCAUUUUCUAUGGUCCUGAAGUUCUUGCUAGUACUCUUUGAUUGUUAUUGUGGUUAUUGUGUUCAUUUUUUUAUCUGUUGUGUUCUUCUGGUGACCUCUGACCUUUAACUUGUCUGUGUUCCUCCCAUCUGAGAUCAGGAUGUUUGCCUUUGUAAGUGGGAAGAUUUUGUAUUACCUUUGUUGACUUUUCUUCUAGGUUGUCCUUCCCUUCUGUGGACUUCCACUCCAAAUCUCUUAUUCUCAAGUUCUAGGUUUUGUAUUUUCUUCACCCCAAGGUUGUAACAAACUAAUGUAAAAGGUAAUUCUUGGUUCUCUUUGUUUAUUCUGAGUUUACACUUGUGAAAGGGGGAUUCUUUAUUCUCUUUUGCCUAUUUGGAGUUAAAACUUUGGUUAACAAUAACUUAAAUAUCCCUACUUAGAUUGUCUCACUACUUUGAAUUAAUCAACAAAAGCAGAUUCACCCAUACUUAACCCUAAAAUAAGGGAAACUCUUACUUCAGGUGUUUACACCUCCAAAAAGAAGACACCUCUACUUAAGGUUAACAACCUUAGUUAGUCUGCAACCCAGAUGCUAAACUGAGUGAUAACUCAGAAAUGUGUAAAUCCUAGGAGGAGAGUUAACACCUUUAGAGGGGACAACUCAGUCCCAGAGACACUGCCCCUGGGCAAGACUGGACAAUUUGGAAACUGUGAUUGGCCCCUGUGAAGAGGGGCAGGAACAAGAAAGCACCAUAAAAGCCAGGAAGUCCUUGAGCUGGGACAGUCUUAUGAAGUUGAGUCUUGUGGAGAGUGUCUCCUGGAGAUAGUUUUCUUUGGGAGGUGGUGACAUUCCAGGACGUGGCUGUGGACUUCACCCGGGGGGAGUGGCGCCUCUUGUCCCCUCCCCAGAAGGAGCUGUACAAGGAGGUGAUGCUGGAGAAUGCCUGGAACCUGCUCUCUGUAGGGCUUGCCGUUCCCAGAGACGUGAUCUCUUACGUGGAGCAAAGGGAAGCCCCGUGGAGGCUGGAGCAGGAAGGCCUGAGGAGCUGCUCUCCAGGAGAGAUCAGACCUGAAAUGAAAGUGACUCCAAUAGAUGUGAGCCUUUCUGUGGAAGAAAGUGACCGACAAAGAUUCAUGAGUGAUGGUCCCGAUAAAUUAUCUUGGAGAGAAUUCUGUGUUGAAUCCCAAAAUUCAUCCCUUAUUGAACCUCAAAGAAUGCACACUGAGCAAAAAUCUAGUGAAUGUAAUCAGUGCAAAAAGACUUUUAUGCACAGGGCCAGUCUUGCUGCACAUCAGAGAAUCCACACUGGGGAGAAACCUUAUGAAUGCAAGCAAUGUGGAAAGACAUUCAGUUGGAACUCUGCUCUUGCUGCACAUCAGAGAAUCCACACUGGGGAGAAACCUUAUGAAUGCAAGCAAUGUGGAAAGACAUUCAGUCAGAUUUCCCACCUUACAGUACAUCAUGGAAUCCACACUGGGGAGAAACCUCAUAAGUGCAAGCAAUGUGGAAAGACAUUUAGACUAAGCUCUAGUCUUGUUGUACAUCAGAGAAUUCACACUGGGGAGAAACCUUAUGAAUGUAAGCAAUGUGGAAAGACAUUCAGUCAGAGCUCCCAUUUUUCAGGACAUCUGAGAAUCCACAGUGGGGAGAAACCUUAUGAAUGCAAGCAAUAUGGAAGGCCAUUCAAACACAACUACUCUCUUGCCCUACAUCAGAGAAUCCACAGUGGGGAGAAACCGCAUGAAUGCAAGCAAUGUGGAAAGAAAUUUAUAUAUAGCUACUCUCUUACUGCACAUCAGAGAGUUCACACUGGUGAGAAACCUUAUGAAUGCAAACAAUGUGGAAAGACAUUCAGUGGGAUCCUUAGUCUUGGUGUACAUCAGAGAAUUCAUACUGGGGAGAAACCUUAUGAAUGCAAGCAAUGUGGAAAGACAUUCAAUCGGAGCUGUAGUCUUGGUAUACAUCAGAAAAUCCACACUGGGGAGAAACCUUAUGAAUGCAAGCAAUGUAGAAAAACAUUCAGAAAAAUUUCCAGUCUUGUUAGACAUCAGAGAAUCCACAGUGGUGAGAAACCUUAUGAAUGCAAGCAAUGUGGAAAGACAUUCAGAAACAUUUCCAGUCUUGGUCGACAUCAGAGAAUCCACACUGGGGAGAAACCUUAUGAAUGCAAGCAAUGUGGAAAGACAUUCAGUCGGACUUGUAGUCUUGCUCAACAUCAGAGAAUCCACACCGGGGAAAAACCUUAUGAAUGCAAGGAAUGUGGGAAGACAUUCAGACUAAGCUCAGUUCUUGCUCAACAUCAGAAUAUCCACACUGGGGAGAAACCUUAUGAAUGCAAGCAAUGUGGAAAGACAUUCAGUCAGCGCUCCCAUCUUGAUAAUCACCAGAGAAUUCACACUGGGGAGAAACCUUAUGAAUGCAAACAGUGUGGAAAGACAUACCGUGGGAGCUCCUAUCUUGCUAUCCAUCAGAGAACACACACUGGGGAGAAACCUUAUGAAUGCAAGGAAUGUGGAAAGACAUUCAGAAACAGUUCCAGUGUUGCAGUACAUCAGAGAAUCCACUCUGGGGAGAAACCAUAUGAAUGCAAACAAUGUGGAAAGACAUUCAGAAACAGUUCUAGUCUUGGCCGACAUCAGAGAGUCCACACUGGGGAGAAACCUUAUGACUGCAAGCAAUGUGGAAAGACAUUCAGUCGGAGUUGUAGUCUUGCUCAACAUCAGAGAAUCCACACUGGGGAAAAACCUUAUGAAUGCAAGGAAUGUGGGAAGACAUUCAGACUGAGCUCCAGUCUUGCUCAACAUCAGAAUAUCCACACAGGGGAGAAAACUUACGAAUGCAAUCAAUGUGGAAAGACAUUCUAUGGGAGCUACUAUCUAGCUAUCCAUCAGAGAAUCCACACUGGGGAGAAACCUUAUGAAUGCAAGCAAUGUGGAAAGGCAUUCAGUCAGAGCUCCAGUCUUUCUAAACAUCAGAGAAUUCACAGUGGGGAGAAACCUUAUGAAUGCAAGGAAUGUGGAAAAACAUUCCGAAGCCAUCCCAGUCUUGUUUAUCAUCGGAGAAUUCACACUGGGGAGAAACCAUAUGAAUGCAAGCAAUGUGGAAAGGCAUUCCGUGGGAGCUCCUAUCUUCUUAUCCAUCAGAGAACACACACUGGGGAGAAAGCUUAUGAAUGCAAGCAAUGUGGAAAGGAAUUCCGUGGGAUCCUUAGUCUUGCUGUACAUCAGAGAAUUCACACUGGGGAAAAACCUUAUGAAUGCAAGCAAUGUGGAAAGACUUUCAGUCGGAGUUGUAGUCUUGGUAUACAUCAAAAAAUCCACACUGGGGAGAAACCUUAUGAAUGCAAAUGUUAAGGGGGAUUUUCUUUUUGAAAAAAAAUUUUUUUAAUUAGAUGAUUUAGAAUAUUUUCCCAUGGUUACCAGACUCAUGUUCUUUCCCUUCCCCCUAUCCCUCCUGAAGCUGUCAUGCAAUUCCACUGGUUUUAACAUGUGUCAUUGAUCAAGACCUAGUUCCAUAUUAAUAUUUGCACUAGAGUGGUCUUUUAGAGUUAAAGAGAUUUUCUUAAUAUCUUUCUGCCUCCUUAAGAGGCUAGAGAGCAGAAUUUCUUAGUAGACCUGAAGUGACAGGCAUCAGUGAACCACAGUUGAAGAUAUUAUUACCAGGGAGACCAGGAUUGAGGGGAAGUAGUAGACUACUCUUUGACAUGAAGUGAUGGGGGGUGGGGGGACAGUUGGUCAGUGAGGGCACAAAGGAAGCAGCCAUGGGAAGUUCUUUUGCCUCUUGGCUCUCUAGAGGGCAGGAGGUCUAUCUCUGAGGUAAGGGGCUACUGGUAGUUGGCUGCUGAUAGUUGGGUUGCUAUAGAAAACUGAUUGAAGCAGUGAGUGAGUGAUGGCUGGCUAUUAUUUUAGGUAGUUAGGUAAUAAUUUAUAGAGUAGAAUACAUUAGGCCUGGUGUGCCAGGCAGAAGAAUCUUUCCUGAGUAGAAAUAGGUUUUAGGAAAUUUUAGGUAGUAUUAGGAAUUUUAGGCAUAUUAAUAAGGUAUAAGAUUAAUAAGCUUUUUCUAUUUUAUUUAUCUGUACUUUUUUCUUAAAUUAAAGUUUCUGUUAAAUUGUU